Staurois parvus is the source of this 281-nucleotide messenger RNA. Lineage: Eukaryota; Metazoa; Chordata; Amphibia; Anura; Ranidae. The record is from the annotation of a GenBank genome assembly.
ACAUUGCUAGCUUUUAGACUGCCUCUGUGUAAUAUAGUUGCCCAGUUUACAGCCUAGUUUUCCCAGCCACCAACAUUGGAAUACAUCUGCAUUACAGUCGGGGGGGGACUGACAACUCAUGGGGCCCCCGGGCAAUAGGGGAUCAUGGGGCCCCUGUGUCCUCACCCACACCCAAAAAAGCCUAUGAAAAAGCCAAUGAAAAGUACCAGGGGCAUCUCAUGGAGCCCCCUACUAACUCCAGGCCCUCGGGCAGUACCCGAAUGGUCAGUCCGCCCCUGAUU